AUGACUCUCCGCUGUCUCCUCCUGUCCGUCCCGGCUGUCCUGUCGCUCCUUUGCAUUGCCUGGUGCAAUCCAACCUGCAAUAACGCCUGCUGCCGUUUCGUGGAGGGUUUCCCUGUCAGGCUGAAGAAGCUCCGAGAGGACUAUUCACAGAUCAGAGACUUCUUUGAAGCCAACGAUGACUUAGACACAGCAUUGCUAGACCAGAGUGUAGAGGAUUCUUUUAAGAGCCCGUUUGCCUGCCACUCCGUGAACAGCGUUUUGGGCUUCUACCUGAGCACCGUGCUCCCCUCAGCGCUUGCAGGAGUGACCGAGGACACCAAGGACUUGAUACCCCACAUGGAGUCCAUACAGCAAAUUUUCGACCAGCUCAAGAAUGAUGUCACCAAAUGUAGAAACUACUUCUCCUGCAAGAAGCACUUUGACAUCAGAGACCUAAACUCUACUUAUACUCAGAUGGAGGGUAAAGGUCUAUAUAAGGCCAUGGGAGAGUUGGAUCUGCUGUUUAACUACAUUGAGACAUAUCUGGCUUCUAAGCGACACAGAAGCCGGCCGGCCUCUGCCUGAAGACCCACUGACCGUAAUUAAAAUGUAA
This is a messenger RNA of Amphiprion ocellaris (clown anemonefish), 592 nucleotides long. RefSeq names its product interleukin 10 (gene il10). Gene Ontology annotation, biological process: immune response. The coding region runs from base 1 to 564 and encodes 187 amino acids. The record is from RefSeq and is a predicted model, not a curated record. Gene Ontology annotation, cellular component: extracellular region. Lineage: Eukaryota; Metazoa; Chordata; Actinopteri; Pomacentridae. The transcript has 5 exons. Gene Ontology annotation, molecular function: cytokine activity.